AUGUAGGAGUUAACAGAACUUAAGAACUUAGUUAUACAAUCUUUAGAGGCUAAUGGAUCCUUGGCAAAGAUUAGGGCUUAAAUAAGAGCAUCUGUCUUUAAUGUAGUUGAUUAGUAAGAGGGCAACAACAAAAAGCCAUCUCCAUUCUUUUGGGAAAACAAUAAAGCUUAAACAAUUUAUGAAUUGGGUUGUGGUAGAGAUAUGUUAGAAUUGAUAAAAGAGUUUUUCCUCUUUUUUGAUAUGCAUUACACAAAUUCAAUAUUUUCAAGUGAAAGUAAUUUGAGAGAAGAAAUUAAUAGGGAAUAGAUUGCCAAGAAAUUAAAUAUUGAAGCCAAUGACACAACAAAGCCAUUGCUAUAUUUCUUAUUGAAAAAUAGAAAUUCAGAAAAAUAAUCUGAGGAAAAAGUUCAUUAAAAAGUUGCUCAGCCAUCUCCAAAAGAAGUAUAAUUGUAGCAAUAACAAUAAUAAUAAUAAUAAUAAAAAUAAUAAUAGGAAUAAAAGUUGUAAGAGUAGAAAAAAUAAGAUGAAUUGAGAAAAUAGGAAGAACUCAAAAGACAAGAAGAAGACAAGAGAAAGUAAUAAUAAGAUGAAUAAAGAAAACUUGAUGAAUUAAAAAAAAAAUAAGAAGAGUAAAAGAGGUUAGAAGAAUAAAAGAAGGAAUAGCAACGAAAACAAUAAGAAGAAUAAAGGAAAUAAUAGGAGGAGUUGAAAAAGCAAUAAGAAUAAUAAAAAUUAGAGUAAUAAAAGAAGGAAUAAGAAAAACUAAAGGAAUAGCAAAAGCAACAAGAAUUAUUGAAAUAAUAAUAAGAAAAGUAAAAGUAGGAAGCAGAUUAAAAAAAGGCAUAGUAAAAGAAGGUCGAUAACAGAAAUUUUGAGGAUGAAAAAUAUGAUAAUGAAGAUUUAGAAGAGGAAUUGGAGGGAGAUGAUCUGAGGGAUUCAUAAUUAUAAUAAGAUUAGUUUUAAGAAUCAGAUGAAUAUAUGCAGCAAUCCUAAUCAUAAGGAAUUGAUAUGACUGUUGAUUCAGCUGCUUUAGAAGAAUUUGAUUACUUCGAGGAGAUAGAAGAUAUGGAUUGA
Molecule: messenger RNA, 1074 nt
Organism: Paramecium tetraurelia
Lineage: Eukaryota; Ciliophora; Oligohymenophorea; Peniculida; Parameciidae
Exons: 4
Biological process (GO): microtubule anchoring
Cellular component (GO): microtubule organizing center
Source: RefSeq, a predicted model, not a curated record